UAGCGAGGAGAACCCCCUGUCCCACUUUCAGACUCAGACCCCCACACCCUCCACGGCAGAGUGGACCAAAAUCCAGACGCACAGUGGGCACGGACGGAAGAAGACGAUGGUGCAACAAGGUGUUCAGAUCCAGGCUGGGAUGCUGUUUUUGGCUCUCUGUCUGCACAUGGGAGCAGCUGCUGCAGGCAUGCUGAAAGUUGACAUGAACCCGGAUGGCAAAGGUGGCGGUGGAGACACCAUCAGCCACUCCCUGACCCUGGUGCAGCGUCUGGAGGCGCUGCUGAUUCAGGGGAACGGCAGUGACCUGUCGCUCCGGGUGGAGACUCCCAGCGCGGACGAGGUGAAAGUGAUCCAAGCCCACUCGCUGGUGCUGUCCCUGCAGAGCCCCGUGUUCGAGGAGAUCCUGCUGAGCCGCAACAGCAGCACGCUGGUCCUGAAAGAGAGCUCCGACUGUGCGGCUGUGUUUGAUAAGUUCAUAAGGUAUCUGUAUUGCGGAGAGAUUUCAAUGCGUCUGGACCAGGCCACACCUUUACACAAGCUGGCCACUAAGUACCAAGUGACAGGCCUCCAGCAGGGCAUCACCCAGUACAUGACCCAGAAUCUGGCCCGGGAAUCCACCUCAGGCCAUGUGGCAGGCUGGUAUGAGUACGCUGUGCAGGCCGGGGACUUGGCUCUGAGGGACAGUUGCCUUCAGUUUAUGGCGUGGAACCUAUCGUCGGUGUUGCAGAGCGGAGAGUGGGUGACCAUCAGCAGCCAGUUACUCAUGUCCCUGCUUCAGCGCUCUGAUCUGAUCCUGCAAAGCGAGAUGGAGCUCUUUGCCGGGCUGGAGGCCUGGAUUAUUCAGAAUGAGCCGGAUGGUCUGACAGCUGAGAAUGCUUUGAGAGCGGUGCGUUACGCCAUGAUGCCGCCACGAGAGCUCUUCCGCCUGCAGACCCAGUCAGCCAUUUUGGCUCGCUAUCAGGAGUCAGUGCGCGACCUGCUCUACAUGUCCUACCAGUUUCACUCCGCGUCGCCAAUGCAAAUGGCCAAGUACUUCGAUGUGAACUGCAGCCUCUUCAUGCCGAGGAACUACAUGUCGCCAGUUUGGGGCUCGCCCUGGAUCAUCAACAACCCCUCAAGAGACGACCGAAGCACCAGCUUCCAGACACAGCUGGGGCCCAGCGGUCAUGACUCCAGUAAGAGGGUGACCUGGAAUGCCCUGUUCUCGCCACGCUGGUUACCCCUCAGCAUGAGGCCGAUGUACACGGAGUCAGGCGCAAUGCAGCCGACACGUGUAGAGGGAGGGCGCCCUCGCAUCAUCAUUACGCCGGCCACAUCCAGCGCAGAAUUUGCUGGGGUUAACUUCCAGAAGACGGUGAUUGUGAUGGCUCAGCAGCAGGGGAAGGUGGUGGUGAAACACGUCUACAACUUCCACCAGAGCACGGAAGAAAACGGGGAUUUCCUGGCCGAGGCCGACCUGUACCGCCGGACGUCUGACUACCUAAUCGACAGCUCCCUCUUCCUCCAUAUUGUGGUGAAGCCUCUGUACCAAACCCUCAUAACCAGCAAGAACUGACCCUCUACCAAACACAAUCCAACCAUGUGAAGCAACAUCUCACUCAUAUCACAUCGUGGGGAUCUGAAACCUCUUUGUGUGUUAUGUUUGGAUCAUUUGUCUUGGGUCAUGUUAUUGCUGUUUCAUUGGGCAAUUAAUGCACCAAAGCGUUAUGUCCUACUGCUUGAGAGCAUUUUAAACAAUGGAACAUGUUUCAAAGGAUAAGUUUGGUGUUUUUCUUUAUUUUCAAAAUCUCAUUAAUCUAAGUCUGAUCAAAAACACAUCAAUGAGCCACACUCACUUUAGUACAUUUUGACUAAAGCCCACAUCCACUUCUUGCUGCCCCAAUUACUCACCAGAACACCAAAUAUGGAUCAAACCGCUAAUAAAAAUAGACCCAACAAAUGCACUAUUCCCGGUUGAGGUUUGUUGCCCCACUGUUUUAGGGCAUUACAAAGUGUUUCUAUAUAUUUCUUAUUUCUUUUAUUCUAUUAUUCCAAUAUUAGUACAGACAUGAGUUUUCAGUCCAACAAACUAAAUGAGUAGAACUAAGGUUCUUGGUGCUGUAAACCAACAAAAAACUUUCAGUUUUGAUCUUUUCAUGGAAUUUGUUGUCCAAAAGAAAAAUAUGCAAUAUCACCAGCUGUAUCUUUAAUGUUUGCUCUUCUGUUCCUGUUACAUUUUAUUUGUAUUAUUUUUUUAAUAUUGGUGCUAUUAUGAUUAAUUUACAAUUCAGGGUUCACAGUUGUCAUUCAUCACCCUGAACGCACCUGUUUGGUGAUUUCAAAAUAAUCACUAAAUCCCUGCUUUCUGGGCACCAAAAGUAAUCGUGGUGAACAUCAGGUGCUCCAACAGGCCCGUUUUUACUUUUGAUGUAUUUAUAAAACUACUCAUAUAUGCCUUCACACCAGAGUACUGUAGCUGUCAGAGUACCUUGUCAUUAGUCCAUUCAUUCA
Eleginops maclovinus (Patagonian blennie) is the source of this 2490-nucleotide messenger RNA. It is a transcript of the gene btbd17a, whose product is annotated as BTB (POZ) domain containing 17a. The record is from RefSeq and is a predicted model, not a curated record. The transcript has 3 exons. Lineage: Eukaryota; Metazoa; Chordata; Actinopteri; Perciformes; Eleginopidae. Bases 107 to 1555 code for a protein of 482 amino acids. Gene Ontology annotation, molecular function: protein binding.